Nelumbo nucifera (sacred lotus) is the source of this 2492-nucleotide messenger RNA. RefSeq names its product putative E3 ubiquitin-protein ligase LUL2. Lineage: Eukaryota; Viridiplantae; Streptophyta; Magnoliopsida; Proteales; Nelumbonaceae. Gene Ontology annotation, biological process: protein ubiquitination. Gene Ontology annotation, molecular function: ubiquitin protein ligase activity. The record is from RefSeq and is a predicted model, not a curated record.
AGGGUCCCUCCCCACUCUCUCUGCUUCUGUUGCUUGCUGCUACGAGUGGAGCUUUACGCAAUGCCAUUACCGUAACGAGGACACAUCACAAAAAAGUUUCCCCUUUUUUGAUUCUCUGCCUCUGGUUACCAACUUCUCCUCCACCACCACUUAUGGGAAUCAAAACCCCAAUCCCUUUUCACAUUUUGGAACCCUAAUCAGAAUCCGAUUUCUCUCCCAAUCCCCUCAUUUUCUCUUGAAACAAAAGGAUCAGAGUUCAGAGGCAAUCUGGAAGGGAGAAAGAUAACCAAACAAGCGAAAAAACAAGUACUUCAAGUAUUUACAUUCCUUUUCUGAGGUUUAUCCCUUCUUUUUAUUCUUUGUCUUCGACAAAGGGAAGGAAAAAGAGGAAAGUAUAAUUAUUGAACUUGGUUGUCCCCCCUUCCCGUUCGUUUAUUCGAAUUUGAUUAUCUUUAAAAACUAGAAUGAACUUUCCAAAGUUCGAAUUCUUCCAGGUUUUUGGUUUUCCUGUUCAUCUCUAAGACCAGAACAAUGUCCUAAACAUUCACCUCUUCACCUUCUUCACUAUAUGGAUUCAAUUUUGUUUCUCUAGGAAACAUAAAGGAACUUCGAUUUCUUCCGAGUUUAGGUUUUGAAUAUUUUUCAAGUUUUUCUUCCUUUUUAAUUUGUUAGUUGCUUAAGGAGAGGGAGAAAACAGAACGACUAUACAAAAAACAAUGGGAAAUUUUGGAAGCAGCAGUGGAGGUAGUGGCAGGCGAAGACACGGGAAUCAUCACAACCACCCACCACCUCCUCCUCCUCCCCAACCUCCUCAGCCUGAAAUCACCGGAAACCGCUAUGUUUUCGCCGCUGCUACUCCUUACCCUCCACAAUACCCCACCCCCAACCCCGCUCAAUACUAUCACCACCCCGGAUUUUAUCCGCCACCCCCACCCUCGAUGCCGAUCCCUUUGCCUGCUCCAUAUGAUCACCACCACCGUGGCGGCGGAGCCGGCUCCCAUGCCGAUCCCGUUAAUGCAAACUGGGUCACCGGACGCCAUCCUUAUGGGACUGCUCCGCCUCCUGCUCCCUAUGUUGAGCACCAGAAGGCCGUUACAAUUCGUAAUGAUGUCAAUCUCAAGAAGGAGACUCUGAGAGUUGAGCCGGACGAGGAAAAUCCUGGGCGGUUCCUCGUAGCUUUCACCUUUGACGCAACUGUUGCGGGAAGCAUCACUGUUGUAUUCUUUGCAAAGGAAGGCACUGACUGUAACCUGACAACAAUGAAGGGAAACCUUGAGCCAGUCACAGUAUCUUUCCAACAAGGUCUAGGUCAGAAGUUCAGGCAACUUUCUGGAACUGGUAUUGACUUCUCAAUGUUUGAGGAGAAUGAAUUGAUGAAAGAGGGUGAUAUAGAAGUAUAUCCCCUUGCUGUGAAGGCUGAAGCAUCUCCAGCAGACCCAACUGGGGAGACAGGAAGCCCAGUACCAGGAACCACGAAUUCUCAGAUAACUCAAGCGGUAUUUGAGAAGAAGGAGAAAGGUGAAUACCAAGUGAGAGUAAUCAAGCAAAUUCUGUGGGUGAAUGGAAUGAGGUAUGAGCUGCAAGAGAUUUAUGGUAUUGGGAAUUCGGUUGAUGAUCACUUCGAUGGGAAUGACCCAGGGAAAGAAUGUGUUAUCUGCUUGUCAGAACCUCGGGACACAACUGUCCUUCCCUGCCGACACAUGUGCAUGUGUAGCGGCUGUGCGAAGGUUCUGAGGCUCCAGACGUACCGAUGUCCAAUUUGCAGGCAACCAGUUGAAAGGCUCCUGGAGAUCAAGGUCAACAACAGACCUGAAGAUUGACUAGACAAAGUUAUGCUGCAAGUCAUUCAUUCCCCAGCUUCCAAGUAACUAGAAAGCAUGUGUGAUAUGCCAAGCGGUUUUGUGCUGACUCCAUGUGGAAAUGGAAUGCACCGCGUACCUUAUGCUUCUUCUAUACACAGGUAAGGGCAGGGUGACUGACUGGGUGAGGAUGGCAUUAGAUCCAGGCUCCAGCUCUAAGCAUGGAUUUUUAAGGUGUGGGUGUAGCAAAUAUUUGAUUGACAGCUUUUGUCAGCUUCAGCUAAAAUAUGAGCUUUCUCGAGCAAGAAUUUUCUUUCCAAAUGUUGAGGGUAGGAGACCUCUCAUUCGUCGUGGAAAGUGGAAACUCCGAACAUGAUGCCCGCUCUAAGGAAAACCAGGUGUUACUGUUUUUGUGUUUUGCCCAUAUCUAACUCAAGCUUGCUGUAUGUGUUUUUUUUUUGGGUCUUUUUAAUUGUUUGUGAAUGGGUUUGCUACAACUUUUACCACUGGCAGUGUUAAAGUGGGUUCUGCAUCAGGUCUGUCAUGUUCAUAUGUUAAUUUUUGUAUUUAUUUGCGGUUUUUUUUUUCAUAUUUUUGGACCAGCUUCAGGUUGCAUAAAUCAUAAUCGUGUAGUUUUCCAUGGACAAGCCUCCUGUGACUUGGCGUGGUGGCCCAUUAAAAGUUUAUUUAUAU